Messenger RNA from Gryllus bimaculatus (two-spotted cricket), 2191 nucleotides. NCBI's taxonomy places the organism in Eukaryota, Metazoa, Arthropoda, Insecta, Orthoptera, Gryllidae. The record is from the annotation of a GenBank genome assembly.
ACCGCUGAUGCUGUUGCUUGCUGAUAUCCUCGCCGAUGUGGCCGCGAACGUUAUGACGUCACGAAGGAGCGAUUGUGUUCAGGUGCGAUCGGGCAAUGCCACGCCACAGUAUAUAAUCAGACAAACGGAGAGUUGAUCGAAUUCGACCAGGCACACCUGUGGUAGCAGAGCAGCGGCUGCCGACACGUCGGGGCUACAGAGGGACUGGCAGCUUUCACAAAAUGGCAACUACCAACGACAUUCCGAAUGGCACCAAUGACACAUCCGACGCUUUGCCAGAUUGGGUGGACCACGAGUUCGUGGCGGGCAUCUUGGCCCGGGAGGAGGGACGCCCGGUGACUGUUCAUAAAGUGAAGGUGGCGCGUGCGGUGGGCAAAGGCGACAACUACGCCAGCCUCCUCCUGCGCGUGGGCGUCGACUACGAUCUCCAAGACGCUCCAGAAGAGUCUCCCAAGACAACCUCCCUCAUCGUCAAAACCUUGCCGGCAGGGGAUGUGAUGCAACAAUUCGUGAUGGAGUCCGGCAUAUUCCCGCGGGAGAGAAAGAUGUACACCUCCACCAUUCCGGCCCUUGAGGCCAUACUGAAUGAGAAAACAUCUGAAAAGGUAGUUUUCGCUCCAAGAAGUCUGCCCUGUGAGCGCGAAUUCACCAUCGUGCUCAAGGAUCUCAAGGAACAGGGCUUCCGCAUGUGCGAUCGGUACGUUGGAAUGGAUUUGGAGCACGCGACGAUGGUCCUCCGGAACCUGGCGCGGUUCCACGCCGCGUCCGUGGCUCUGCACGAGCAAAAUCCUGAAGAAGUCGAGAGUUACGGUGAAGCUUUCUACGAUCCAAACAAGAGGGAGGAGAUCGAGCAAUUUAUACCUCCAAUGUUCGAGGGUGUUGCGAAGGCCGUGGGAUCUUGGGAGGAUCCGAAGUUCGCCGGAUGUGUAGAGAGAGUUCGCAACUUCGCAAAGACCGUCAUUGAUCAGGUCAUAGAAUGCGUCACCGCUUCGAAGACAUUCUUGAACGUGCUCAACCAUGGUGAUUGCUGGGUCAACAACAACCUUUUCCGAUACUCAGUGGAAACUGGAAAGCUCGAGGAGAUGCGGUUUAUUGACUACCAGAUCAUGAGGUAUGCGCCUCCCUCUCUCGACCUGCAGUACUUCCUGUACACCAGCGUGCAGGCAGAUGUGCGCGAGCAGCAUUGGCGCGCUCUGCUGGACACCUACGUGGAUCAACUGCGGGAGACGCUGACGGCGCUGGGCCACGGGGACAAGGCCAUCACGACGGACGCGCUGCAGGAGGACAUGGACCGGCGGGCGAGUUUCGGCCUCCUGUCUGCCUGCACUGUGCUGUGCGCCGUGGUUGCCGAACCCUCCGAAGCCAUUGCUAUGGAGGACUUGACGAUGGAACAGUUGGAGAAAGGUGAAAUUACGAUAUACGAUAAAGCGAUGGCGGGCAAACGGUUCAGUGCGGCCCUGCAGAGACUCCUGCCCAUAUUCUUGGAGAAGAACGUCCUUUGAACUUGGCGUUGAAUUGGUGCAUUCACUUGACGCCGCAGGAAGUUGAUUUCUACUGUGCUAUUCGGGUGCUGAAGAGGGUUGUCUGUCUGGUAGAGAGUUGAUUUUCCUCGACUGCAUGCAAACUCUGAUCGGCUAUGUUUCCCCGAUAACAGAAAUGAAACAGCUAAGGAUACGUUCUCAGGAAAACUUUAAAAGUUUUUUUUUAUUCCGAUGAUAUACGUUUAGUUUUAAAAUUUUUAAACAAAUUUUUAAAUAUUUUUUUGUUUUAAUUUUAAAAUGUUGAUUCAAUCUAAUUCUUUCCAUUGCUUCUAAUUCCAAAAAUGUUUGGUCCAAAAUAAGUUGUUAACACAAAACAGGCUUCAUAUCUUGAGAACGUACUCUUUAAUUUUUAAAUUCAGUUUGUAAGGCGUAACUUAUCUGUAAAUACCUAUAUUAUAAAAACAUAGAAAUAAGACUUUGAAUACGCGAUCUUAGUACCAGCGAAAGUUGUUGCCCUCGUUGUAGCUAUUGUAUAUUAAUUUAGCUUAGUGUUUCCACUGCGUCUAUGUGAAUUAAGGCAGCUAUCGGCUUCUGGUCGAACAUUGCUAGAAUCUUAACGACAAAGGCAUACAUUUCAGCUAACCGGACGGUGCCUCAAUUUAGUUUCCAAGGCAGUUUCCAGAAGACCAGGCAGCUAAUUAGGCAGCUAA